AUGCUCGGCAAGAUCAUCGUCCUGGCGCUGUCCGCCACCUCCACCCUCGCCGCCGUCUCGCCCGUCGGCGGCAGCGGCUGGAAAGUCGCCAACCCGUCCUUCAACGUGCAGACCUGCGAGGGCGGGCGCGUCGCCGGCAACGAGUUCUCCCUACCCGCCAAGCCCGACGGCUCCGGCGGUGGCGCGGGCUGCUCCAACGGGCACCCGCGCGCCGAGCGGCGCUACGCCAACGACUACUCCUCCGGCAAGCACCAGUUCGGCGGCCAGCUCACGAUCAACUCGUUCGCCGGCGACCGCGUCUCACUGAAACAGACGUUCAACGGCGACGACGGCCCGUUCUUCAUCCUGGGCGUGAAGCGGAACGGGGACCUGUACAGCGUGCGGGACGGGGGGAAGACGAUCGCGGCGGGCGCGGCGAGGGCGGGCAGGACGGUGACGGUGAACACGGUGCACGACGCGGGGGGCAGGAUGUAUCAGGUGUACGUGGAUGGGCAGCUGAAGUACACGGCGAGUGCGCCGGGGGGCUCGUUUUAUGACAAGAUUGGCACGUAUACGACGGAUAGCGGCCGGGGCCCGAUCGAUGUGACGUGGAGCAACAUCGGGUUCUGGACGGAGUAA
This is a messenger RNA of Cordyceps fumosorosea ARSEF 2679, 618 nucleotides long. RefSeq lists its product as hypothetical. The coding region runs from base 1 to 618 and encodes 205 amino acids. The record is from RefSeq and is a predicted model, not a curated record. Lineage: Eukaryota; Fungi; Ascomycota; Sordariomycetes; Hypocreales; Cordycipitaceae. The transcript has a single exon.